This is a messenger RNA of Fusarium venenatum, 2583 nucleotides long. RefSeq lists its product as uncharacterized. Lineage: Eukaryota; Fungi; Ascomycota; Sordariomycetes; Hypocreales; Nectriaceae. The record is from RefSeq and is a predicted model, not a curated record.
AUGGAGGCCUCCAGAUACUCUGCGAAGGACAUGCUGCGUUUGCGCCGCACCCAUUCGCCUGACAAAGAAGUUUCCUACAAACUCGCUGGACGAGUCGACGAAGACAACGAUUUGGGGGAAAUCAUUCGCACCGAAUCUGCGCACUCGCUAUCCCUUAUCGUUGAGGAGAGCGGCGGUUCCAGUGAUUCAGAUGAUCAAUUUCGCCGAGGCCCUGCUCAGCAACUUGAUGGUACCGACUCAGAGCGACAGUACCAAGUCCGAAACGAUUCUGACAUUAGCCGGGCACCAAUUGUGGCACCGGCGGAUCUUUCAACUCAGAAAUCGGAGGGCUUCCAAAAGUUCUACAACUCUGUCAUGUCUCCCACUCAUGUUAGAGUCACUGCUGGUGGCCGGAUCGUGCCCAACACGCGUGGCCCACCUUCCCCCAUAUCAAAGUGGAAACGAGAGCGUGGCUCGCUCAACGGUCAGAUUCAUUCUCGCACCCUGAGCGGCAAUCAACCUGAGGGCUUCGCCUACCCUGUCAUGCCUCCAAGUUGGGGACACAUGACUGCUGUGGUUCCUCCCCAAACUCAAGGCCCCAUGCCUGGGAUGACGAUGAGAUCUCCAGACGGUUACGCUCGUAUGGCGCCUCCUCCCAUGGGCUACAACAUGGCUGCUGUCCCUUACAACCAGUUCCCUCCCUCCAAUGCUGGCUACUUUGUCAUACCUCCCGAUAUGGGAAUGGAACCGGCGCGAAACGUUCAUCUCUCGCCCGUCGAGCAGUUUGAUCCUACCCGACCUUUCUACUACAAUGGCCAAUUGUUGAUUGCGAACGGAAAUAACUUGUACCCCAUCAACAUGGCUCCUCAGGGCAGUUUCGUUAAUGCACAUGCGCCUCCCCAACCCGCCCCUCGCCCAAGUGAUGAUUACAUGGCCCAUUCUGAGAAGUACAGCCGCGUGCCUUCGCGGCAGCUUGACCCAUCUCCUAUGAACUCGAAGCCUACUGUGGAAGAUAUGUCUCACUCUACUAGUCCUCCCUACUCGUCGAUCCGGCCCAGCUCCAUCACCCAGAAGCAGCUGGAGGUCCUCCGUAGUCAAAAGAAGUACCAUCAAGACCAGCUUCAAUACAACAAGCAUCAAAUCGAUCUUCGAGAUAUGGAACAGCGGCUCCACAAGAUCUGUCUUGAAAUUGAAAAGUUUGAGCGCCUGUACGCGACACAGCUUGAGUUUGAGGCCCGGAAGUAUCCCAAGCUUGAAUCUCCCGACGAAGCCAACUCCAACUCAUCCGCUGGCUAUCCCCACAGUCACAGUGACUCUGACGGGGGCAUGCCUGUUAAUAAAAUGGCCACCUCGGGGUAUGGAGACCAGGAACCUGGUGCUCAGGCUCACGUUCGUUCGGUGAGUGCUCUCGGUCCGGCCAAACCGGCCACGACGGUUAUUUCGGCCAAGAAGCCUCACACUUUGAAGAAUGACAAUGGGCAGCAACGCAAGCCUUCGAGUCUUCCGGUCAAUGCUGCUUUGGCGCCGGUCUUCCAGCCCCGAUCCGAGAUCAGUGGUUCUUUCGUUGCGACGGACCAAACUGACGAAGCUGCACGGGCUCGACAUUGGGAGAGCAUGUCUAAAGCCACUGCCUCUUGGCGUUCAUCGUAUUUCGCCAAGGAGAUUGAAGCCCAAAACAAUUUGGGUUAUCCUUAUCUCGUUGGCAAGCUCAAAUCAGGAGUCUUACCCCAAGACGCCAGACGUGAUGAUUACAUCUACGAGCGUGAGCUUACAGCGGAUGAAGAACGUGCUCGCUCCAUCUACUGGGAAAAGACUCCCCAUUACUUCCAUGGCGACCUUCCCAAGUAUGAUGGCAAGGACUUUUAUCAAGCUCCCGGUGCCAAGGAGAACUCUUUGCACGCAGGCGACACUACCUCUCAAGCCCUCUCUAAACCGGCCGAGACGCAGGCAUCACCUACCAAGUCCAGAUAUGCUGUUCCAUUCAUCAACGUUUCUAAGGCUGCGAGAGGUUCCGCUCGUAAUCUCUUCGAUGAGGUCACCCGUUCCGAGUCUUUGCACCGUACCGACGACUCACUCCGCGCAAGUUCCAAUUCUGAGAUCCCUCGGUCCGAGUCUCACGCUGCUCGCGCUGGCUCUCGAUACACUGAUUUUCGUCGUGUCAUCAAUGAGGUCACACGAGUUUCGAGUGAGAAAUUCCAAGCCAAAGCCUCUGACGACUCUGCUGAAGAAGAGGGCAGUCUGAUCUUCAAAGGACGCCGGGCAACGGACCGAGCUGUCAGCAGCAAGUAUGCGAGCGACAUCUGGUCAACCAUGCGCAAGAAGGGUAAAACGAGCGCCAACGUGAUUGCUGGCCAAGUGUCCCCCAUGACAGCUCAAGGUGUUCUUCCUCACUACUCGGGCCAUGCUACCGCAUCCCUGACCCCGACCAUCACCACCAAUCCUCGCGGCCAUGCUGCCAGACAGGGUGAUAUGAACCCUUCACCUACAGCUCACACUACCCUUGGGGGGCGGGAGGAGAACAGACCUCCUCUUGAGCUUCUUGAACAGCAGCUCCGCAGUGCCAGCUUUCAAGACAAGAACCUUCAUAAGAUCUCUACUCGUUGA